GUUUAUUUCUCGCAGGGAACAAGCACGAAGCGAUCCGGGCCAAAGUCGUUUCGGCGAAGUAGCGCAUUGGUUAACGGUAGUGCCAUCUAACUGCGUCUACAAGUAGACUAGCAGAUAUAUCAUGCUUUUAAAGUUUGCCCUUGGUCUUCGCUGCAGCACGUGUAGGUUCAUCAGUUCAUCAGUUCAGCGACGUCAAGCUGAACCAUGGCAGAUAUGAUAUUCAAGUACCCAACUAUGAUUAGCUGUGGGGGCUAUUUUCAGAACUUGACCACCAAAAUCCUCGACGUGGCGCCAACAGCCUCCACCAGUUCGGGCUGCACAUAACUGACUUGUUUACCCUGUUACCCCUAUUUAUAUAUAUCCACACAUAUAGAUCGCUCAAAUGAACGUGAAAAUGAACAUUAUCGCCCUUGUCACCGGCACCGUCGUCGGUGCGCUCGCUCGGCGACGAACCGCUAUCUGGCGUAUGCUUUACAGGAAGUUGCAGCUUCCUGUAAGCUCCAAGCAAGCGCCGACAAGGCAAAAAGCCGUCCUGCGAGUGCUUUACCGUUGCCUUCCGACGCGACUGCGGCAUUUACGCGCAAUGAUCUGCAGCUGAUCACGGCCGACGCGACGCCUCACGCCGCCUCUACAAGCGGCGGUACCGCCAGCCCGAGCGCUGGCGAUAGAUGCCACAAGCGCCCGCAGCACCGUCAGCAGCAUCAGUGCCAUUGGCUCGGCCAGCUCGGCAGCCCCUGCAGCCGCCAGCUCGCUGCAUGCUUCGGCUUCUGAGCACACACUGCCCAUGCAUACGAACCCGCUUCAGGUCGCCGCCGCGCUGGCCCCCAAGCUGGAGUCCAGCUCGGACCGCUUCGACGUAUGCACGGGCAGCGGCUCAUCCGCCGGCUCUGGCGACACUGCACUCGGUAGCGCCAGCGAUGGCGCCCUUUCCACCGUCGUCUGUAAGGACAGCAGCAGCACCACCACUACCGACGCCAGCACCGACAGCGGUCAUGUUUGCCCUGACGCCUCCAUGGAGGCACGGUCACCAGGCACUGUAAAGCUAAAGGACGAGGCCUGCAUGGACGACCAGAAGGUCAAGGCCUUCAUCAAGCAGCACGGUCUUACGCUCUGCAUCCCCCAGCGCGAGCUGGGCAAGGGCGCAUUCGGCCACGUGGAAAUGGUGAUCAUCACCCUGCCUGACGGCACCACCGUCAAGGCCGCACGCAAGACCCUGCACGCGUGUGAGACCAAGGGCGCUGUGGCUGCACUACGCCGCAUACUGAACCAGGAGCUGGCAGGGCUGGCUGCUGCCGCGGGCUGCGAGCACGCGGUGCAGUGCCUGGGCUACCGGCUGCCGACUGAUGACGACGAGCGGGCGGAGCUGCUGCUGAGCUGUGCGGAGGGCGGCUCCGUAGAGAACCUGCUGAAUGCGCUGGCCAAGGACCAUUUUGAUCGCAUUGACAACGCGCCCGAGCGCCGGCGCACCGGCAAGAACAAGGACAAGUAUGAGAUGCUGCCGUACCCCGGCAACACGCUCAUGGAUGAGGCUGACCUGAAGGGCAUGCUGCGUGCCAUGGCGCCCUUCAUCAAGCACCUGAACGCUCGCGGCUACAUGCACUUCGACCUGAAGCCCGCCAACCUGCUAUACGACAUCGCGCCUGAUGGCAGCAAGGUCUUCCGCGUGUGCGACUUCAACCUGGCAGUCAAGACCGACAGCAAUGGCCGCGUCGCGCGCGCCCAGGGCGGCACCCGCGGUGUAUGUGCGUGAAAGGAAGAUGACAAGCAUACCCGCAGUAUGUGUGUGUAGGCGGGAAUUGACUGAGAAUGGUACCGUAUACGGUAAUGCCGAGGCGGUUGCCCUAGGCGGCAGCAGGGGUUGCAAGUGUGCUCAGGUACUGCGCUGGCUGGUUACUGUACAUGGUGCUCUCUCCGGUCCUUUCAUGGGGGAGGUAGGCUACAGCGGCCGUCUUUUGGGCCCCGGUCAGUGGAAGACCCACAGCUGUAGCAGGUUGUGUCGAGUGUGAGCUGUGUGACAUUCACCUGUUGGUGGCAGGUGGCGGUCAACCUAUCUAUCAUUGCUCGUGUCGGUGAUGCGAUGCUGGUGGUGCUGGUACCUUCAAUCAAGUCGGAGAAACUAGGGGACUGCUGGACUAAUGCUGGAAAGGCUGGCUGUGAGGAGCAGACUGAGCAGCGGCACGCUAGGAAUGGUGUGCGUGUGAAGAGCUACGGUCAGCCAAGACAGCUGGGCUUCGGCGUUACCCACCCAUGAGUCCCCAGUGAAGUAGAUUUGCGCAAGCCUGAUGUAACAGUACCUAACG
Chlamydomonas reinhardtii is the source of this 2300-nucleotide messenger RNA. RefSeq lists its product as uncharacterized. NCBI's taxonomy places the organism in Eukaryota, Viridiplantae, Chlorophyta, Chlorophyceae, Chlamydomonadales, Chlamydomonadaceae. Bases 785 to 1750 code for a protein of 321 amino acids. The record is from RefSeq and is a predicted model, not a curated record. Gene Ontology annotation, cellular component: mitochondrion. The transcript is spliced from 6 exons. Gene Ontology annotation, biological process: protein phosphorylation. Gene Ontology annotation, molecular function: ATP binding; holocytochrome-c synthase activity; protein kinase activity.